CCAGUCGCCAUAGAAGCAAUAAAACAUGAGAAUUAAAUGCUCUACUGACGGUGCACAUGCUAUUUUAGAAGCCGCUGCGGACGGAAAUUUGGACUUUCUGGCGCAGGUCUCCGAUGCUGAUCUGCAUCAGGCUCGGUGUUUGUCGGGGUGUACCGCCUUACACUGGGCGGCUGGCUGCAACCAGGUCGACACAGUCCGUGCUCUGAUCCAACAUCGACUCUUGGAUGUAGAUGUGGCCGCAUCUCGCAAGGCCCGGGGGCGAACUCCUUUACACUACGCAUGUCGGAACGGCUGCCGUGUCGUUGUCAAGCUCUUGAUAGAAACCUUCGGGGCCGACCCCAACGUCAAAGCCAAGCACGGUGUAACACCAUUUCAACUGGCUGUUUGGCGGAACAACGCCGACAUUUGUAGAUAUCUUGUCAGCAGUCACGAUGUCGACCCUUCUCAAGUAAACAAUUUUGAUUGUGGGGCAAUGCAUUGGCUAGGAAUUGCUCCUAUAGAUCGCGCAGGAUCGGAUGAGGACGGCAUGGCACUGAUUCCUUUAGCAUCUUGGCUAGUUUCGCAAAUAGACCUUAAACUUUACGCUCGGCAACGACAAGGGCACUCCGCCUUGCAUAAGGCGGCAUGGGGCGGGCAUUUGGCGCUCUGUCGGUACCUGCACGAAGUCCAUGCUUUCUGGGACGACACGCCAGACUUGGCCGGCAACUACGCUGCCGAUCUUGCCGAUAUGGCGCAAACGUUGCGCCACGCGAAAGUUGCCACAUACUUACGUGAGUCUUGUAGCCGGGAAAGUUCCGAAAGCUGCGCUGUCUUGGGGAUCCCCGAAGGUGAAGCUUCCAAUGAUGCCCUGAUUCGGAGAGUGUAUCUUACGGCCGUUAAGGAUCAUCACCCCGACAAGGGUGGAGAUGAGAGCCGAUUUCAUGCUAUCCAGAAUGCGUAUCGUCACUUGUCCAUCAAUCAAGGUCGAGGAAUCCUGCAAACCAGUCGAGUCGAAACAAGCUGA
Molecule: messenger RNA, 1003 nt
Organism: Phaeodactylum tricornutum CCAP 1055/1
Lineage: Eukaryota; Bacillariophyta; Bacillariophyceae; Surirellales; Neidiaceae
Exons: 2
Coding region: 26-1003 (325 amino acids)
Molecular function (GO): protein binding
Source: RefSeq, a predicted model, not a curated record